AAUGUGCUUUCUAGCCAUGCAGACAAAGUGUUAAAGAAGUUUAGAAUAAUUAAUAAAUAUAAUAAUAAAUAAACUAAGUUACAAUAUAUUAGCGCCUAUUAAGUAAUUCACCAAAAACACAGUCAAAAUGAAUAGCAACAUAACUUCGCGCUUCGAUAUGGCCGCUGAGAUUGCGUCCAUAGCAUUGGACGAAUUCAAAUCGCACCAUGUUGAUUGGAAUUAUACGGGACUGAUACAGCGCUAUUACCAUUUGGUCGAGCGAGACUUCGGCGAUCCCCGCGCAACACGUUUUCCCCUAAUGGAACAUCCCCUUUACACAUUCGGUUUGGUUGCCAUAUACCUGUCUUGGGUCCUCUUGAUCGGACCAACAUUCAUGCGCGACAGAAAACCCUUCCAACUGCGGCGUACAUUAGUCAUCUACAAUGCCUUUCAGGUGGCGUUAAGUGGGUACAUGUUUUACGAGCACCUGAUGGCUGGUUGGCUGAACAACUACAAUUUGAAAUGUCAACCCGUGGAUUACUCAGAUGGACCAAUGUCAAAGCGGAUGCUGAAUCUUUGUUACGUUUAUUACCUCUCGAAAUUGACUGAAUUUGCUGACACAUUCUUCUUUGUGCUGCGGAAAAAAUCGUCACAAAUAACAUGGUUGCAUGUGUACCAUCACUCGGUAACGCCAUUGGAAACCUGGGUGCUCGUAAAGUUCUUGGCUGGUGGCAAUGCAACAUUCCCCAAUCUGUUAAACAAUUUCGUGCACGUCUGCAUGUAUUUCUACUAUAUGAUGUCCGCCAUGGGACCAGAAUACGCCAAGUUUCUGUGGUGGAAGAAGUAUAUGACUGAGUUGCAAAUUGUAAGUGGCAAUGCAACAUUCCCCAAUCUGUUAAACAAUUUCGUGCACGUCUGCAUGUAUUUCUACUAUAUGAUGUCCGCCAUGGGACCAGAAUACGCCAAGUUUCUGUGGUGGAAGAAGUAUAUGACUGAGUUGCAAAUU
Messenger RNA from Bactrocera latifrons, 985 nucleotides. Its product is annotated as elongation of very long chain fatty acids protein AAEL008004. Gene Ontology annotation, biological process: sphingolipid biosynthetic process; very long-chain fatty acid biosynthetic process; fatty acid elongation, saturated fatty acid. Lineage: Eukaryota; Metazoa; Arthropoda; Insecta; Diptera; Tephritidae. The transcript is spliced from 6 exons. Gene Ontology annotation, cellular component: endoplasmic reticulum membrane. The annotation marks the transcript as partial. The record is from RefSeq and is a predicted model, not a curated record. Gene Ontology annotation, molecular function: fatty acid elongase activity.